CCUUUGGCCACCGACAUUGUUUCCGGCCAUCUCUGCCGGUGGCAAUCAUAUCAGCAUCUUCGUCGCUGAACUCUCUUUCCAAAGCUUGAAGUUUCAAGUUCUAUUGCUCACUGCACGCGGCGAAUCAAAGUAGAUAACUCUUUUCAGGUUUCCAGCCGCCUUUCCGAUUUCCGGCCAAGUUAUUGACUUUCCUCCGAAACCCUAAGGGACAAUUAUACAAAACUAAGGAGGCUUGCUGAGCUGCAGAGGAACUCGUUGAAGAAAAGGAUAGUUGGGCCUAAUAUUUGGAACAUGGGCAAGAGGGAGAAGCAAGCAAGCAAAUUCCGUUGGGAUGAAUUAAGUGAAGGAGAAGAAGAAUUAGCUACUAGGAAGGAUAGAAAGACCUUGAAAUCUGUGGUACAAAUCAGUAGCGAUGAAGAUGAGGCCAAUGAAGAUCUCAGCCUCAAAAUAGUCGAAAAAGCUUUGCGUAUGCGAAAAGCCAGGCUGGCCACAGAGAAUGACUCAAUUGCUUCCGACACAGGUGGUUUGGUUGGACUGCUUUCUUCGUCUUCUUCACAAGUCUCCGAAGUUGAGGCACCAGUUUUGGAGACUAAGAAAGUAGUUAAGAAGGAUAGGGUGGGGAAGAGUAAAAAGAGGAAAGUUGAAGAUCCAACUGUGAAUUUUGCUAUAGAAGAAGUGAAGGUAGAUGAAGAUAGAGCUGUAGAUGAGACAAUUGAACUGAAAAAUGGUCAGAUCACAGACAAUAUUGUGCUGCGAAAACUUCUUCGGGGACCAAGGUAUUUUGAUCCUCCAGAUAAGAGUUGGGGCGCAUGCUUUAACUGUGGUGAAGAAGGACAUGCAGCAGUAAACUGUACCGUAGCUAAGCGGAAGAAGCCAUGCUUUGUUUGUGGCAGUUUGGAACACAAUGCCAAGCAAUGUGGAAAGGGACAAGAUUGCUUUAUCUGCAAAAAAGGUGGACAUCAUGCUAAAAAUUGUCCAGAGAAGUACAAUGUCAGUUCAUUGACUUCCAAAAUAUGUCUAAGAUGUGGAGAUUCUGGGCAUGAAAUGUAUUUAUGCAGGAAGGAUUACCCAUCUGAUGACCUCAAGGAAAUCCAAUGUUAUGUGUGCAAGACAUUUGGUCAUUUAUGUUGUGUCAAGUGUGAUGAUAACAGUCGUAAGGAAAUAUCUUGUUACAAAUGUGGUCAACUGGGUCAUACUGGUAUGGCAUGCAUAGGUUUACGUGGUGGGGAAGCUACUGUUUCUGAAUCCCCUCGUUUAUGCUACAAGUGUGGUGAAGGUGGUCAUUUUGCUCGGGAAUGCAGAACCUCCAACAAUGCUCGUAAGAGGUAUGGUGAGUUUUCUAAUGCAUCUACUCCUACUUUGAGACCUCAUAAAGAAAAGAAAGACUACAUGGGAUUCUAUUCUGCUCCUAAUGAUCUAAAAAGGAAACAUACCCACUAUGAUGAAAGAGGUUUUGCAACUCCACAAAAAGCAAAACAUAGAGGUGGGUGGAUAGUGGAUGAUCCCGACGACUUCUCCCCCAGGAAAGGCCAGAAGAACGGCUGGAAGUCACCUGUAACACCGUCUAGUAGGAGCCAUAGGAUUUCAAGUUCGGCUGCAAGCGGUCAUGCUUCAAGUUCUAGAUCCUCUAAAAAGUCAUGGAAGGCUUCUGAAGGUCCUUCUACCUCACAAGGAUCAUAUAGGCCUGUUCAGCACAGAUAUUCUGCUCAGAGGUUUGACAACUCUGUUACUGAUGGUUAUAGAAGAAAUAGCGAGUGGUGGUAGGCAAAGAAGAUGCUAUUUAUACACAAGUCUCAAUAGGGUUCAUGUACAAGCUUUGCGUGCACAACAACCCAGGUUUGGCUGCAGGUUAUUGUAUUGUCAUCAUGUUCUUAGUAUCCAUAGGUCCAAGUUUAGGAUCUUUUUAAGUGUGUUCUUUCUGUAUUCGCUUUAAAUGUAGCGCCGCAUCUUGAUUC
Argentina anserina (silverweed cinquefoil) is the source of this 1955-nucleotide messenger RNA. RefSeq lists its product as uncharacterized. The record is from RefSeq and is a predicted model, not a curated record. The coding region runs from base 292 to 1764 and encodes 490 amino acids. Lineage: Eukaryota; Viridiplantae; Streptophyta; Magnoliopsida; Rosales; Rosaceae. The transcript has 9 exons. Gene Ontology annotation, molecular function: zinc ion binding; nucleic acid binding.